AUGUCGCAGAAACCAGUGACCAUGGACGUCGUCAUCGACGCCGUUGCAGUUGUCACCAUCUUCAAUCCUCCCGUCAACGCCUUGGCUAUUCCCGUGAUUGCGGGAUUGAUGGAGAAAUUUGAUGAGGCUUCGAGGAGAAACGAUGUCAAAGCUGUUGUUUUAACUGGCAAAGGAGGAAAGUUUUCUGGUGGUUUUGAUAUCAAUGUUUUCCGGAAAGUCCACGAAACAGGUGAUGCAUCUGUGGCGGCGCCUGAUGUGUCCGUUGCUCUUGUGCUUAAUGCUAUUGAAGAAUGCAAGAAGCCUGUUGUGGUAGCUGUUGAAGGAUUAGCUCUCGGCGGCGGCUUAGAGUUGGCUAUUGCUUUCCAUGCACGUAUUGCUGUCCCUAAAGCUCUACUUGGCUUGCCAGAAUUGUCACUUGGAGUGAUACCUGGGCUUGGAGGCACACAACGUCUUCCGAGGCUCAUAGGGCUACCGAAGGCUAUUGAAAUCAUGCUGACAUCGAAACCAAUCACAUCCGAAGAAGGGAAGAAGCUGGGUCUUAUUGAUGCUAUUGUCCCUUCUGAAGAGUUGCUGAAAGUUUCUCGCAGGUGGGUGUUAGACAUUGCCGAGAAGUGUAAACCGUGGGUGCUAUCUCUUCACAUAACAGACAAGAUCGGAUCCCUCUCUGAAGUAAAGGAAGUGAUAAAAAUUGCAAGACAGCAAGCCAAAAGGACUGCCCCAAUUUUGCCUCAGCACCAGGCCUGCCUAGAUGUAAUCGAGGAGGGGAUUGUCCAUGGGGGAUAUACUGGAAUUUUAAAGGAGGUCAAAGUUUUUAAGGAGUUGGUCCUUCAAGACACUGCAAAAGGUCUUGUCCACACGUUCCUUGCGCAGCGCGCUACAUCAAAGGUGUCAAAUGUUACCGACCUUGGUCUAAAACCUAGGCAAAUAAAGAAAGUUGCCGUUAUCGGUGGAGGCCAAAUGGGAUCGGAAAUUGCGACGGCUCUUAUCGUGAGCAAUAUAUUUGUCCUUGUCAAGGAAGUUAACUCUGAAUAUCUCCAGAAGGGAAUAAAAAUGAUUCAAGCAAAUGUUCGAGCCUUAGUUAAGAGAGGAAAAUUGACAAAGGAAAGGCAGAAAAAGCACUCUCGAUGCUUAAAGGAGUUUUGGAUUACUCUGAAUUUAAAGAUGUAG
Messenger RNA from Hibiscus syriacus, 1167 nucleotides. RefSeq names its product peroxisomal fatty acid beta-oxidation multifunctional protein AIM1-like. NCBI's taxonomy places the organism in Eukaryota, Viridiplantae, Streptophyta, Magnoliopsida, Malvales, Malvaceae. Gene Ontology annotation, biological process: fatty acid beta-oxidation. Gene Ontology annotation, cellular component: peroxisome. Bases 1 to 1167 code for a protein of 388 amino acids. The transcript has 10 exons. Gene Ontology annotation, molecular function: (3S)-3-hydroxyacyl-CoA dehydrogenase (NAD+) activity; NAD+ binding. The record is from RefSeq and is a predicted model, not a curated record.